Messenger RNA from Fusarium verticillioides 7600, 1359 nucleotides. RefSeq lists its product as hypothetical. The transcript is spliced from 4 exons. Lineage: Eukaryota; Fungi; Ascomycota; Sordariomycetes; Hypocreales; Nectriaceae. The record is from RefSeq and is a predicted model, not a curated record. Bases 1 to 1359 code for a protein of 452 amino acids.
AUGGGUGACCCCUUCUCUAUUGCCACCGGCGUCGCUGGUCUCGUUUCACUUGGAAUUACCGUUUGCGGCGGUCUUCACACUUACUUCAGCGCCAUCAAAAACAGAAAAGAUGAUCUCGCAAUUGUCACACAAAACCUGGCUCUGUUCAAAUUCCAUAUUUUCGCCGUUCAAUCGAGUGCAUCAAAGCUUGGUCAUUAUCAUUCUCCAGCCAUCGAUGGCUUCCAAUUGAGUUUGAUCAAUUGUGAGAUGCAGCUUCAAUGCCUCCAAACAUUGUUGAACGAGUUAAUGCCGACUGAAGACCCAUCACCGGUCAAGGACGUUUGGAGGAGGCAGAAACUGAUCGCGCGAUAUCCCUUUGAUCGCAAGAAGCUGGUGCAACUGGAAGAGUAUCUCUCACGAGCAAACGCCACGCUCAGUAGCUUUAUUCAAACCCUCAACCUCGACAUAAACAUCCGCAUGAGUGACGAAUUGGAGGCUUUUAGAAUAUCACUUGAAGCACUAGACAUCAAUACUCAGACCACUUUGAAAGCCAUUACCGCUAGAAUGGAUGCUAUUGGCCCCAAAGUCGAACCUAGCACCCUCCAACUUCUUCCAUCCAGGACAGAAGAUGUUAUAACCUCCAGCACCAACAGUAUCGUCUUCCACCAGUCCGCCGUCGGGGUUGCAGAAGCAAAGACCUCUGACUCGGAAAGUGGGCGAUCAUUCAAAGACAUCACCAGCGCCCACUUCACGCCUCAUUAUCUACAGAGCGCCGAGCUAGAAAGAAGGCUUUGCAAGAAGCUGGCAGACAUGGAUUGUAUAUGUGGCACCUCAAACUGCAAGACUAACAAGGAGAUGCAAGAGCAAAUCAUCGCCCAGGGUGCAUUUUCUUUCAGAAGUCGAAGAGAAAUCUCUCGAGAAUUUCAGCAACAUACUUCGGGCUUCUAUCCUUUUUUUUCCCAAUCUUUCAUUGUUUCACUCACGCAAGAAUACCCCGGUGGACCGUAUGGCGUCUCUUUUGGAUUGCAGCCUUGUAACAUUGUUAAGAGUAGUCCAGUUUUUGUACUCUUUGACCCAUAUUCACGAAGAUACAAUACGAUAUUCGAUCGUCGCGCAAACGGGAAUGCUCUAGAUCACCUGGUAGAUAGUCUUAUCAAAGAGCUGAAAGUUAUCUACAGAUCCAGAAAGGCAUCGCCUUUUGAUGUCGACCAAGACGGAAAUAAUGCCGCUCACAUAUGGUUGAAAGCUGGCCUCACGUUUUUAAAAUGCGGAAAGGGACUAAAGUCAAAGGAUUUAGUAAUCGAUGCUAUUUGCAAAAUACUAAUUUACCUGACCGAUGUCGGUGUUCCCAUUGCGGCAUCGAAUUUCUACGAUUUGUAA